AGAAGGAAACACCACCGAACCUCCUCUCCUAUAAAAACCUCCAACCACCAAUUUUGAAACCCCCAGCCCCAGUGAAACCCCAACGAAAUUCAAUAUCUAAAACAGAUCGAUCAUCAUGAGUUAUUACAAUCAAGGCCAGCCUCCCGUUGGUGUUCCUCCUCCUCAAGGUUAUCCACAAGAAGGGUAUGGGAAAGACGGCUACCCUCCACAAGGAUACCCGCCACCAGCGUACCCACAACAGGGCUAUCCUUCUCAAGGCUAUCCACAACAACAGUAUCCUCCUCAGUACGCCCCACAGUACGCAGCUCCUCCUCCUCAGCAGCAAAAACAAAGCAGUGGUUGCCUAGAAGGCUGUCUGGCUGCCCUGUGUUGCUGCUUUCUCUUGGAUGCAUGCUUUUAGAAGAAGGCUUGAAUUGGUACAUUGGAGUUUCGAGCUACCGAAAACUUGAUUCUCGUACAUGGACAUUUGUUUUACUUCUCGUAAUAACUUGCGACUUGAAAAGAGAUUCGAGAAUGUAUCUUUCUCAUCGAUCGUUUGUGCUUCUUUUUGUGAUUUGGUGAAAUUCUGGUUUUAGGUUUGUAAAUUGUGAGGGGUUCAUUAAGAUUAUAUGAAAACUACAUUGGCAAAACCUUGUUAUAUGUUGUAUAAUGGUUGUGUGUCUUUUUUA
This is a messenger RNA of Cynara cardunculus var. scolymus (artichoke), 668 nucleotides long. Its product is annotated as cysteine-rich and transmembrane domain-containing protein WIH2-like. Bases 116 to 400 code for a protein of 94 amino acids. The record is from RefSeq and is a predicted model, not a curated record. Gene Ontology annotation, cellular component: plasma membrane. Lineage: Eukaryota; Viridiplantae; Streptophyta; Magnoliopsida; Asterales; Asteraceae. The transcript is spliced from 3 exons.